UUACUUCCUGUGGUUGAGAGAUAAGUAGACGGAGCUGAGGCCGGAGCCCAGGGAAUUAGGAUGGACGCGCUUCCUCCCCGGUUGACUCCCGAAGAGGAAGGAUCUUUUCAGUAUCUUAGAAUUAAAGACCAAACACCACCGAUCCUAACUAAGGCUAUCGAUGCAUUGCAUCGACAUAAAAGUGAGUUCUUUGAGAAGCAUGGAGAGGAAGGCACUGAAGCAGAAAAGAAAGCUAUCUCUCUUCUUUCUAAGUUACGAAAUGAACUACAAACUGAUAAGCCAUUUUUGCCUUUGACUGAUAACUCUGCUGAUACUGAUGUUUGGAACCAAUACCUGGAGUAUCACCAUAGUCUUUUAAAUGAAAACAAUAAAAAAGUAAGCUGGUUUCAGUCUCCUUGGUUGUAUGUAGAGUGUUACAUGUACCGUAGAAUUCAUGAAGCAUUAAUGCUAAGUUCACCAAUAAGUUACUUUGAUGUAUUUAAAGAAUCAAAAGACCAGAAUUUCUUUGAAUCACUGGAAGCUAUUAAGUCUUUAUGUAAUUACCUACAAGAGUUAAAAAAAAGGAUUGAAAACCUAGAUGAAAAUCAACUGAAAGAUGAGUUUUUUAAACUCUUGCAGAUUGUAUUAUGGGGAAAUAAGUGUGAUCUGGCACUUUCACCUGAUGAGAGUAUCCCUGAGACAUCUAGUCCAGUAGUCACUUUGGAAGACCUGCAGCUUUUCAUUUUAGUGGAUAAUAUGGACCACGUUUGGUCACUACUUAUAAACAGAAAGAAAAUGAGGCAGGAGACAUUUCCUGUUACUAGAGUGGAUUUUAUCAUGGAUAAUGCAGGGUUUGAACUUGUUGCAGAUUUGGUAAUGGCAGACUUCCUGUUAGCAUCUAAAUUGGCUACUGAGAUCCACUUCCAUGGAAAAAGUAUUCCCUGGUUUGUUUCAAAUACUAUUAAAAAGGACAUGGAUUGGGUGAUUGAACAAUUAAAAGCUGCUAAUACCAAAUGUAUGUCUGAUUGUGGGAUUAACUGGGAGCACUAUCUUAAACAUACAUGGAUUUACCAAGAUCAUAUGUUUUGGACUCUACCUCAUGAAUAUUGUACUAUGUCUCAAGUUUCUCCUGACUUGUAUGCUGAACUACAGAAAUCGAAUUUAAUUCUUUUCAAGGGUGAUUUGAACUAUAGGAAGUUAGUAGGAGACAGAAAAUGGAAGCUUACAGUUCCAUUUCAUCAGGCUUUGAAUGGCUUCCAUCCUGCACCUCUCUGUAGCAUAAGAACAGUAAAAACUGAAGCUCUGGUAGGGCUGGCACAUGGGCAAGGGCGACAUGUUGCAGGUAUUGAUCCUCAGUGGAGGACCAGUGGAAAAUUUGGUGUAUUUCAGUUUGAUGGGUCACUUUGAUUUGGCUUUUUAAAUCUUUAAAGAGAAGCUCUAACAUAGCUCAUUUCCUCCACAGAAAAGUAAUUUUUAAAUUUAAUUUAAUUACUUUGAGGGUUUGGAUUACCUUUUGAAAGCCUACCCUUUUAUAUCAGUUGUCCUUAAUCAUGUACUGAUGUUGCUGAUUAAGGGUCAUUAGCUUCAGCUGCUUUGGAAGUCUUAAAGACCUUUCGUUUUGAAUUAUUUAUUGAAGUUUUAUGUCUAUCAUCCAACAUUUCAAGGUUCAAAGAAGCUGCUCAGAUAAGUGUAAAAAGUGUAUUUAUGAUUAAUUAUACUUAUAUCUAUUUAAUUUUUUGCCAUUUAAAAGUAUAGUAAGCUACAUGAUAUAGUAUUUCGGGAAAUAAUAAAAUUAUUUUAAUUUUGUACUGCUGCAACCCAAAUCUUAAGGUGGUAUAAAUUCUAAUUUAUCUACCCUUAGGUUGAAUUUCUUAAAACUGUGGUAUUUGAACCAUAGGGAAAUAGAAAAUUAACUUGAUAAGUGUUAACAAUUCAGGAAUUGCCUUUUGUACUUGAAUUUCUUUUCUUAAUGAUAGUAGCCUGCAUUCAUAGGCAUUCUGCAUUCCUGUAUAUACAUUUACUUUUUUGAAUGGUUUAUUAAAUUGCAAAAAGACAAGAAAAAUAAACAGAAUUGAAGGAUUAUCGAAGAAUGAGAUAUCUCUUUCAUGCUUGUGAAUUCUGUCCAUAUAAAAUAAAAGAUACUGUGAUCAAAUUGUCUUUAGAAAUGAACAAAUUCCUUUUCUGAAAUUUUAAGUACUACCUGGUUGAGAGAAUUUAGGUUAUAAUAGACUUUUAGCCCUUGACUGAAAAGCACUUAUUUUCAUACUUUGAAUUUGGAAGUAUGUCUUUCCACCAUGGAUCAGCUUUGAACCUGAGUUGUUUUAGAAAGUGUAACUACUUUGCCACUGUGGUUUGAAAAAAUAUAUAUAACUGAAUAUGUUUUCUGGGGCUUUGCUAAAAAAAUAAAGUGUGUUAAACUUCCA
Molecule: messenger RNA, 2402 nt
Organism: Phascolarctos cinereus (koala)
Lineage: Eukaryota; Metazoa; Chordata; Mammalia; Diprotodontia; Phascolarctidae
Product: damage-control phosphatase ARMT1-like
Biological process (GO): DNA damage response
Cellular component (GO): nucleus
Molecular function (GO): phosphatase activity
Source: RefSeq, a predicted model, not a curated record